AUGGGUUUCAAGACAUUAAAUAAAACUUACUUGGAGAAUCUCGCAAAGAAUCCGUUAAUUACUAAAUCUGUAACUGCGGGAGUUGCAAAUGGAUUAAAUGAAGUGUUAGCAUCGAUUAUUUCUAAAGAUUAUUCGGGAUUGAAAGGAACUGAUAACAAGGUGAUAAAAAUGGUAAUUUAUGGUAGUUUGAUAUUAACUCCCCUUUCCCAUAACAUGUAUGCAGCUUUGAACAAAGUGUUUGGCAACAAAUUGUCAUUCAAGAUGAAGAUGUUGCAAAUCUUGGUUUCAGUAACUACCAUUACUCCAUUCAUAUCAGCUGUAUUUACCUGUUGGUUGGCUUUGAUCAACAAUUAUAACAUUAAAUCCUUGGUGGCUACCGAAGAUUUGAAGAUGGAGUUGAAAAAGAUGUUGAAAGUGAUGAAGGCUGGAUUAUUAGCUAAUUACCCUAGAAAUGUCAAAUCUUCCGUUAUUACCAAUAUAGGGUGUCUUUUAGUAGCCCAGAAUUACAUUCAACCUGAAUUAUGGGUGGUGUUCUUUACAUUUGUAUUCUUCCUUUUAGGAACUUAUCAGAACACUAAACAAAAGAUAGCUUCUCAGAAGAAAGCAAAAGAUCAAUAG
Yamadazyma jaroonii is the source of this 618-nucleotide messenger RNA. The record is from the annotation of a GenBank genome assembly. NCBI's taxonomy places the organism in Eukaryota, Fungi, Ascomycota, Pichiomycetes, Serinales, Debaryomycetaceae.